Molecule: messenger RNA, 2213 nt
Organism: Schistocerca serialis cubense
Lineage: Eukaryota; Metazoa; Arthropoda; Insecta; Orthoptera; Acrididae
Product: ribonuclease H2 subunit A
Exons: 6
Coding region: 131-1078 (315 amino acids)
Biological process (GO): mismatch repair; DNA replication, removal of RNA primer
Cellular component (GO): ribonuclease H2 complex
Molecular function (GO): RNA-DNA hybrid ribonuclease activity; RNA binding
Source: RefSeq, a predicted model, not a curated record
CGUCAGAGACUACUAUACUAUAGCGCGCGCGCGAAAAUUGAGUAGCUGGUAGAGUGUAUGCUCGAGUCAUUUACAUUUAGAGUUUUAGGUUAGAGUCGUGGCUACUAGUGAUUGAACUGUUUAUCCAGUUAUGAUGAAUGAAGAAGAGUUUCAGGAAAUAACGUGUGCUGAAGAUUUUGGGCAAUCAUUUUUGAACUCUGACAACAGCGAGAAUUUGACCUUGUGUUCAAAUGUUCCUGCUUUGUGCACAGAAGAACCAUGUAUUCUCGGCGUUGAUGAAGCUGGCAGAGGACCUGUUCUUGGUCCCAUGGUAUAUGGUGUCAGCUAUUGCCCAAAGAGCAAACAAGACGUUUUGAAUGAUCUAGGAUGUGCUGACUCCAAAAGUCUUACAGAAGAAAAAAGAGAAGAUAUUUUUAAAAAAAUUUGCAGUGAGCGCGAUACAAUUGGCUGGAUCGUUGAAGCUAUAUCACCAAAAACUAUCUGCAAUAAUAUGCUUAAGAGGCAAAAGUAUUCUUUAAAUCAGAUUGCUCAAGAUUCAACAGUGCAUCUCAUAAACAGUGCAUGUUCAAAAGGUGUUAGAAUUGCAGAAGUGUAUGUUGACACAGUUGGAAUGCCAGAAAAGUACCAGGCAAAGCUUUCUGCUAUAUUUCCUGAACUUAAGAUCACUGUGGCAAAGAAGGCUGAUGCUACAUAUCCUAUUGUUAGUGCCGCUAGCAUAUGUGCUAAAGUUUCUAGAGACCGGGCACUUUCAGUAUGGAAAUUCACAGAAGGGUUGGAACUAACAGCUAAAGAAUUUGGAAGUGGAUACCCCAAUGACCCAGUAACUAAAAAGUUUUUAAUAGAGAACAUUGACCCGGUAUUUGGAUUUCCACAACUUGUUAGAUUUAGCUGGUCGACUGCAGAUAAAAUAUUGCAAGAAAAUGCUGUGCAAGUUGAGUGGGAAGAAGAAGAUGACGAUGCUGAAGCAGACAAAUCAAAUACAAGCAUUACUUCAUUUUUCCAAGUUGAGAAGAAAAAGAAGAGAUCUAAACAUCCAUUUUUUGUACAUAGAAAACUCUCAAAUCUUGAAACGAUGUGAUUAAAAGUGUAUCACACAAGUAUCUUGUUUCUCCUUGAUUCCCAAAACUGUAUGUGUGAAGGUGGAGACAGCUGCUAACAGGGAGGAAACUUUCUCUGAAAAAUUAGGCACUGACACAGGGAACUAAAUCUGGAUUAUGUACACUCAAGAGCCAAAACAUUAUGACCACUGCCCACUGCAAGAUAGAAUGACACCUGACAGCAUAACAAACAUGUGACUCAUUAAGGAUAGUGUAUAAGUAGAGGAGAUAUGACUGUGAAAUCAUUCUACAAUGGAACUUUGAUUGUACACAAUAAACUCGUAUCUCUUGCGAAAAACCUCUAAGAUCAAUGCUAAAAAUUCCUCAAUUUGAUGUGUCUUCCUAUUAAGGUUUACCUCAGCUGUAGUUUCUUACCCAAUGUCUCACUUUACUGUAUACAGUUUUCUUCCUAAUGACAUUUGAUGUGACUGAACGAAUUGUAAGUGGCACAAAAGACAGACAGUUUGACCGCAAGUGGUAGCAGAGUCAAGGGAAUAUUUUUGGCUGUUGCUGUGAGGGGAGACAUGAGAGAAAAUGCUGAUGUAGUUGACCAACAUACCCAAUACAACUUGCAAUGUUUAGCUUCACUGCACAAUUAUGAUAAAACUGCUGCUAGGUCAUGGCAGCAAUUGAAUAACAAUUUUAGCCAGUACGUGACAAUGGGGCCUUUUCCAUGAGCCACAUUGUCAACAUUUUAAAUUCAAACACGGAGUCUUGAAGAAUGUGUUUGGUCAGAAUCAAGUAAACGUGACCAUUUCUGGCUAGUGAGCUUUGGUUGGCGACGUGUUAGGUCACCCAACAGCCAGCACAGUAAUCACACCACACAAAUCCAGUUUAAAUGAGCAGCUAACUAGUCAAAAUCGACUACUUGAAGUGUGUGCACCUUUCAUACGUACGUGUAAACCAGUGAGCAACCACGACUCGAGUGUGUCUGACAUCAAUGAUCUAUAGAUUGUGCCAAGUUUGGUGCAAGCUGCACUUGCACAGAGACAAUGGACUAUGGCAGCAUCUGCUAACAUUGGAAGUCACAAUCUAUUCUGGUAGAGUUCACUCACAUUAUAGAAAUGGAUUUUGUGAUAUUGUCUUCGUAAUCUGUAUUGUGUUGUUAGCUUUGUU